Westerdykella ornata is the source of this 735-nucleotide messenger RNA. RefSeq lists its product as uncharacterized. The record is from RefSeq and is a predicted model, not a curated record. Lineage: Eukaryota; Fungi; Ascomycota; Dothideomycetes; Pleosporales; Sporormiaceae. The coding region runs from base 198 to 581 and encodes 127 amino acids. The transcript has a single exon.
ACAAUUUCAGGUAAGCGGCAACUGACUGUUAGGGCGCGGCAGCGAUCCUCGGACUGGGAUGACCGCGCCAGGCUGUGUGUGGGAUUCGACAGGCUGGUCGCUGUGGAGGGUGUGAGGAGGCUCUGAGUGGCUGCCAGGUAUUCGCGAAAUCUGCUGCCCGGUUCAUCUGCCGCUUUACCGAAGAACGGGUCUAUUGAAUGCAUGGCAAGCAGGAGUCACGAUGCAGACCACGAACCGUUCUUCCAAGUCGCGUGCUUCUGCGGCUGCGCUGGCGCUCGCGGAGAAUACCACCCGUUCCCGAAAGGGUGUGGAGCCAAAACCGCCCUAGUCGUUCACCUGGGCAUCUCUCAACAGAAGGACGACGGACAGUCGUACCUAUCUACCCAGCCAUAAUCGAUACCUUCGUCAGCAUAGGCCUCCUCAUUCAUCAGAUGUCUUCACAAGUUAUGCUAUUGCGAAUACGACCAUCCUGGCCAUGGCUCUCUCGGAUUAGAAGCUUCCUUGGGAAAUUGGACUGGAACUGUUCCCAUUCUCAGGGUCUGACGAAGAUGGGUCUUCCUAGUUCAGCAGGUCAUUAUUAGAGCGGCUUUGCUUUGAACUGCCCGGAGGGAUGCGCCGGCCAAAGCACUGUGAUUACCAGCGUUCUCGUCAGUCGAAAGUCCAUCUCAGCGUUCCUGCAGCUAGAGGAUGCCAAGCCACCCAAACCGCUGUGAAGUAAUCAAUGAGGUAAGGACC